Molecule: messenger RNA, 3269 nt
Organism: Lingula anatina
Lineage: Eukaryota; Metazoa; Brachiopoda; Lingulata; Lingulida; Lingulidae
Product: DENN domain-containing protein 3-like
Biological process (GO): regulation of Rab protein signal transduction
Cellular component (GO): cytoplasmic vesicle
Molecular function (GO): protein binding
Source: RefSeq, a predicted model, not a curated record
UUUGCAAAACAUUAUCAGUUUACGCGCGUAAACAUAAGGAAGUAACUCGUGAAUUUCACGGGAAACUUUUCAUGAGCAACAGCUGAGAUAGUCUUCCAAGAAAACAUAACAAUUGACAAUGCAAAGGUGAAUACGCUUUAUCAACAUAAAUGUGUAAAAGACUGCGAUCACAAUUGAAAAAGGGCAGUGUGGAAUCUUUUUGAACGCAGAAUAACAAUAUCCAAGUCAGCUGAUUCGAAACUACUUGAGUCGAUAUAUCGACUUAAAAAACUUUUACUGUUGCAAGACUUUGCACGAUACUCUAAAAUGUUAGUGUGAAUUUCCCUGCUUGGAAAAGAGAGCUUUGAAGCCAAAAUUUCUAAAGUUGCCCUUGGAAAAUAUCCACAAAACUUGGACAACCCCUGUACAUAGCCUAGUCUGGCAUCAUGGCUUCUCGACUCCACAAUAGUCUGAUAGACUUGCUGGUGAUGGUGGGACUGGAUCAGGAGACUGGUCUUAAACCCAAUGUGACGGACAGCAGUGCCAACGACCCACUUUUCCUCAGCAAUUACGAGCCUCAGGUGCUAGCCUCGAUAUCAGCGCAAUGUGCCAUGUUCCCUCAGUCAUUCCCAAACCAGGAUGAGGCUUAUCCUCCCACUGAUGCUGUAGACAACAGGACAGUGCUGACCCCUAUCAGUGAACAGGAGGAUGCACAUUUCAGAGCAUGUGAUCGAAGGAAAAGGAUAGCCAAAAGCCUUCCGCGCCGUGUGACCCUGGGCACCAUUGCAGGUGGUCGUAAGAUGCUGCGCAUGCUCAGUACGUCUGGUGGAGAGCUGCCAAUAUCUGCGGAGGUUAUACAGUCUCUGACAGCCUUCUGUUUUCCAGAUGGCAUGAAGGUCUACCGCCACAGCACGCCUACCCACAUCCAUUUCCUGGUGCUGACGGACAUCACUGGAGAGCGCUCCUAUGCUGCAUGUGCGACGUACACCAGAUCCUUCAUGUGCAAGAGUUGUAGAGUGGAUGAAGGAGACGAUCACUAUUAUGAUGCCAUUCCUGAAGACUUAAUUGAAGAUGGCUCUGCACACAAGAUGGGCCAGAGAGUCUACAUUCCAUGUUGUCUGACUUUAAUAUCCAAAUAUCCCUACUUCACUGUAAUGAAGGAGUGCUUGUCAUGUCUUGUACCCAAGCUGCAGUCAAACCCAAGAGAAGUGAAGACAACUCUGGAAAAGUUUGCCUUACAGUUGUCUGCUACACCGGUGCCACCUGCUGGCAAUGUGGCCAUUAGGUUUUACCUGGACACGUACCCUGUGACCCUCUACCCCUCAGAUGACCCAAACAAGGAGGUGGUCAACAUGCAACUCAACCACGUGUUUCUCAAGUUUGACCCAGACGCCAUUUUGACUGUGAUACGAAGUAUUUUGACACAGCAGAGGAUUGUCUUUAUGUCCAGCUGUUAUGCCAUGCUGACCACUGUGAUGGAGAGUUUUCUCGUUUUCGUCCGCCCCUUUGUGUGGAACUAUACCUAUGUGCCCCUGAUUCCUGAGAAGCUGCUGACACUGCUGGAGGCUCUAGGUUGUUUUAUUAUGGGAUGCCAUGCCAGACACAAAGGACUUGUUGAACAGAUUGAAGGCAUAGUAGCGGUCAAUAUAGACGAUGGGUCGGUGGAUGUGUGCAGUACCCUGAAUAUCCCACAUCUGCCAUUUGCAGCAGAACAGGAUUUUAAGCAAGCAGUGUCACAAAUGAAACCAAGACUCAACAUGGAGAUGGCCCAAGUGGAGAGACCCUGUCCUGUCAACUUAGAGCAGCUGACACACAACAGAGACAUGUUCCAGCUCCAGAUCAACAAGGACAUCCAGGCAGUGUGUCUAGAACUCAUGGUGAACCUCUUCAGAGAAGUGAAGAAAUAUAUCAGAGAAGCCAGCAGCUUCUUCAACAAAGAUCAGUUCUUGGAAAAUCAAAGAGAAGAGGAACUACCUUUUUAUAGAGAGGUUGUUUCCACAGAACUUUUCAAGGCCUUUGUCAGAUCACGGUUUCAAGGGGCAGACUUUUUCGAUGAAUUUGAAGACAAGAUGAAACUAGCCACUCGCCAACAUGCUGGACCAAAGUUUCAGAACCCAGAUGAUCAAGUGAGGCCAGGCCAGUUAAAGAAAAGGACCCCCAGUUACAGCAACCUGUUUAGUAGCCCGCGGCCCGCGUGGUCUGGACACACAGGUGCUCUCACCUCCAAGACAGACUACAUUGUCUUCCAGCUUCCUAGGUUCAGGUUCGAGUCUGUGGCAGGGUAUCACAAAGUGCUCAUGGAGGAGCUGACACGGAGGGAGAAAUGCUGUAAGCAAGCCAACAUGUUCCCAAGGAAGGCAGUCUACCUGUACUUGAGAGGGGCACUACAGAUUGCCUGCGAUGAACCAAUUCGAGGACUGAGAGAUUUUGAUGCCAUUUGCAAAUACAACAAAGCACUCUUCCCCAGCAAGCAAGUAGGGAGUGUGAUAGCCAGAUUAACUCCCACCCAGAAAGAGAUCCUGAGCCUCCAGGAGUGGUACAAGAGAUCAGAACAGCUGCAGAGGAUUGAGGAGAGCAAGGGGAAACGCGGGGAUGACAUUGUGAUUAUCAUGGAGUUUGAGAAAAUUCCAGAAGACCCUAUUUAUAUCCAAGACUUCUCCAGCCUGGUGGAAUACAUGGACAUAGCAUCUGACCAUGACACCAUUCAGCGGCUGUUUAAUGCACUGACUGUCACUUGUCAGGACAACCAGAUGUAUACACCCCUGGACCCUGGCACAUUUACUGUUUUCUAUGAAUGCUUGAAAGAAAACGAGAGCACUUGCCAUGAACCCAAAAUUCCCGAGGGAUGCCUUGGCGAGAAUGAGUGCAUUCUGAAAGUAUCUCAAAUGAUUGACACCAGGGGGAGGUUUAAGGACGUAGACUCUGGCAACAUGGAGGUCUAUGGACCUGGGAGAUUGAUAUUAACACAGAGAAGGUUGUGCUUCAUAUGUGAAGGGACCCACAGAUUUUGUGACAUAGUUCGACUGCGGGACAUCAUAUGUUUGGAGAAAUCUACAGAAGGGUACUCCAUAUAUGGAAAAAGGGAAAAUUCUCUGAAGAUUUAUUCCAAAGUGAUGGAUACCACCCAGGUUGUAUUCACAGCCAUAUUGAAGGAGGAGCGGAACUAUUGGUUCACUCUGAUCACUGAGAUGUGGUCAGGCAAGCUGAUGUCCGAGGAGUACAAGGACCCGGGUCUGAUACAGCAGGCAGCUAAGAAUGUGAUACUCAUUGAUGCUGUGAUCAAAAGGUAG